Alosa sapidissima (American shad) is the source of this 7354-nucleotide messenger RNA. Its product is annotated as tetratricopeptide repeat protein 28-like. The coding region runs from base 1 to 6657 and encodes 2218 amino acids. Gene Ontology annotation, molecular function: protein binding. The record is from RefSeq and is a predicted model, not a curated record. The transcript is spliced from 21 exons. NCBI's taxonomy places the organism in Eukaryota, Metazoa, Chordata, Actinopteri, Clupeiformes, Clupeidae.
AUGGCUAAUGGGAUCGCGUCCCUGGUCCUGCAGUUGAUGGCCGCCUCCCUCGCGCUGUGCAGCCUGGGCCAUGUGUACACAUCCAUAGGGGACUACCCCAAUGCUCUGGCCAGCCACAAACAGUGUGUCCUGCUCGCCAAGCAAUCAAAGGACCAGCUGUCCGAGGCCCGCGAGCUGGGCAACAUGGGCGCCGUCUACAUCGCCAUGGGCGACUUCGAGAACGCCGUGCAGUGCCACGAGCAGCACCUGGGCAUCGCCAAGACGCUGGAGAACAAGCGCGAGGAGUCGCGCGCCUACAGCAACCUGGGCAGCGCCUACCACUACCACCGCAACUUCGACAAGGCCAUGUCCUACCACACGCACGUGCUGGAGCUGGCCAAGGAGCUGGAGGAGAAGGCCAUCGAGAUGCGGGCGUACGCCGGCCUGGGCCACGCCGCCCGCUGCAUGCAGGACCUGGAGAGGGCUAAGCAGUACCACCAGCAGCAGCUGGUCAUCGCCGAGGAGCUGAAGGACCGCGCCGCAGAGGGCCGAGCCUCCUCAAACCUCGGUAUCAUCCACCAGAUGAAGGGGGAGUACGAGACGGCGCUGAAGCUCCACAAGACUCACCUGUCCAUCGCACAGGAGCUCAGCGACUACGCCGCCCAGGGCCGCUCCUACGGCAACAUGGGCAACGCCUACAACGCCCUGGGCUCGUUCGACCAGGCCGUGCGCUACCACCGUCAGGAGCUCCAGAUCUCCAUGGAGGUGAACGACCGGGCCUCGCAGGCCUCCACGCACGGCAACCUGGCCGUGGCCUACCAGGCGCUGGGCGCCCACGACCGGGCACUGCAGCACUACCAGAACCACCUCAACAUCGCCCGCGAGCUCCGCGACGUCCAGAGCGAGGCGCGGGCGCUGGGCAACCUGGGCAACUUCCACUGCUCGCGCGGCGAGUUCGCCCAGGCCGUGCCCUACUACGAGCAGUACCUGCGCCUCUCGCCCGACCUCCAGGACAUGGAGAGCGAGGGCAAGGUGUGCCACAACCUGGGCUACGCCCACUACUGCCUGGGGAGCUUCCGCGAUGCGGUCAAGUACUACGAACAAGACCUGGCGCUGGCCAAGGACCUCCACGACAAGCUGAGCCAGGCCAAGGCCUACUGCAACCUGGGCCUGGCAUUCAAGGCGCUCGGCGACUUCGCCAAGGCCGAGGAAUGCCAGAAGUACCUGCUCUCGCUGGCCCAGUCGCUGGACAACGCGCAGGCGCGCUUCCGCGCCCUGGGUAACCUCGGAGACAUCGCCAUCUGUAAGAAAGACAUGGCGGCCGCCGUGCAGUUUUACGAGCAACAGCUGUCACUCGCCCUCCAGGUGAAGGAGCGGCGUAUGGAGGCGUCGGCCUACGCCGCCCUGGGCUCUGCCUACCGGCUGGCGCAGAAGUACGAGGAGGCGCUGGGCUACCACGCCAAGGAGCUGGAGGUGUGCCAGGCCCUGGGCGACGCCCCGGCCGAGUGCAAGGCCCACGGGCGCCUGGCGGCCGUCUACAUGGCGCUGGGUCAGUACGCCGCCGCCUACCAGCGCUACGAGCAGCAGCUGGAGCUCAGCCAGCGGCUACGCGACCCCGGCGCCGAGGCGCAGGUCUACGGCAACAUGGGCAUCACCAAGAUGAACGUGGGCGCCAUGGAGGAGGCCAUCGGCUACCUAGAGCAGCAGCUGGCCACGCUGCAGCAGCUGAGCGGCGGCGCCGAGGUCAUGCUGGACCGCGGCCGCGCCUUCGGGAACCUGGGCGACUGCUACGAGGUGCUGGGCGACUACGAGGAGGCGGUCAAGUACUACGAGCGCUACCUGGCAGUGGCCCAGAGCCUGGGCCGAACGCAGGACCAGGAGAAGGCCUACCGGGGCCUAGGGAAUGGACACAGGGCGAUGGGCAACCUGCAGCAGGCGCUGGUCUGCUUCGAGAAGCGCCUGGUGGUGGCGCACGAGCUGGGCGAAUGCCAGGGCAAGGCGGCGGCGUACGGCGAGCUGGGCGCCCUCCACAGCCAGCUGGGCAACCACGAGCAGGCGCUCUCCUGCCUGGAGCGCCAGCUGGCCCUGGCCCAGGAGACGCGGGACCGGGCGCUGGAGGCCGACGCCAACGCCGGCCUGGGCGCCCUCUACCAGGCCAUGGGCGAGCACGAGACGGCGCUGCGGUGCCACCAGCGCGACCUGGAGAUCGCCGAGGAGACGGCCAGUGCCGAGCGGCAGGGCCGCGCCUACGGCAACCUGGGGCUCACCUAUGAGGCGCUGGGCAACUACGAGCGCGCCGUGGUCUACCAGGAGCAGCACCUGAGCGUGGCGGCGCAGACCAAUGACCUGGCCGCCAAGACGCUGGCCUACGGCAGCCUGGGGAGGACACACCACGCGCUGCACAAUUACUCGCAGGCGGUCAUGUACCUGCAGGAAGGUCUGAGGUUGUCUGAGCAGCUGGGUAGGCGUGAGGAAGAGGCGAAGAUCCGGCAUCGUCUGGGGCUCUCGCUGUGGGCCAGCGGCAACCUGGAAGAGGCCCAGCACCAGCUCUACCGGGCAUCAGUGCUGUUUGAGGCGAUUCGUCACGAGGCUCAGCACAGCUCCGACUACAAGCUGUCCCUCUUCGACCUGCAGACGUCCUCCUAUCAGGCUCUCCAAAGGGUGCUCGUCAGCCUCGGUCACCAUGACGAGGCGCUGGCGGUGGCGGAGCGCGGGCGCACGCGAGCCUUCGCCGACCUGCUGGUGGAGCGUCAGACGGGUCAGCAGGACGCGGACGCCUACAGCCCGGCCACGGUGGAGCAGAUCUUGGACGCGGUCAACAAGCAGCGUGCCCUGGUGCUCUACUUCUCGCUCGCCGCCGGAUACCUGUACAGCUGGCUGCUGGCGCCCGGAGCUGGCAUCCUGAAGUUCCAUGAGGUCUAUCUGGGCGAGGGGGUGUCGGAGGGGGACCCUGAGUUCCAGGAGGGGGCCGGGGGAGGAGGAGGAGGAGGAGGAGGUGGUGCGGGCGCGGCCGGGGGCUCCUCCCUGGAGCAGUACAUCUCCAGCGCCCGCGAGGCCCUCGGCGUGGAGUCCUACUACAGCAGAGGCUGUUCUGGCAGUGAGACGGAGAGUGAGGCAGGGGAUCUGUUGGAUCAGCAGUUUGAGGAGCUCAACAACAAGCUGAACACGGGCUUCCUCCGCAUGGUGUCCAGGAACAACCUCUUCAACAGGAGCUGCCAGAGCAUGACCAGUCUCUUCAGUAACCCCAUGUCUCCGGUGAAGGACGGCACGUCCUCUCUGUCUCACCGGCCGAGCUCCCUCAACAAGCCGCCGCUCCGCACGCUCUACGACCUGCUCAUCGCGCCCAUGGAGGGGGGCCUGAUGCACUCCAGUGGGCCUGUGGGGCGCCACCGUCAGCUGGUGCUGGUGCUGGAGGGUGAACUCUACCUGAUCCCGUUCGCCCUGCUCAAGGGCAGCUCGUCCAACGAGUACCUGUACGAGCGCUUCAGCCUCAUUGCCGUGCCCUCCAUACGCUCCCUGGGCGCCGUCUCCAAGGCCAACGCCCGGCGCAUGGUGUCCUGUGGGGGUGGCGUUGGCACGGCGGCGGUGGUGGGCAACCCUCGGCUGCCGUCGUCGGCCAUGGACCGCUGGCUGUGGGGGCCCAUGCCCUCGGCCGAGGAGGAGGCGGCCAUGGUGGCCGAGCUGCUGGGCUGCCAGCCGCUGUGCGGCGCCGGCGCCACCAAGGAGCGCGUGAUGGCCGCCCUAAGCCAGGCUGAGUGCGCCCACUUCGCCACGCACGUCUCCUGGAAGCUGGCCGCCCUGGUGCUGGCGCCCAACCAGGAGGGCCCCGGGGCAGUCGGAGGGGCCAGCGGAGCUGACCGAGGAGGAGGAGGAGGAGGAGGAGGAGGAGGAGGAGGAGGUGGUGGUGGAAGUGGAGGAGGUGUUGGUGGGAGGAAAGGGUCGUUUGGGAGCGGAGGUUACAACAUGGGCGAUGACGGGAGCGAUGUGGAGAGUAUAUGCGACAGCCCGUCGCUACAGGAGUUCCUACUCACGGCGGCCGACAUACUGGACAUGCGGCUGCCGGUCAAGCUGGUGGUGCUGGGCUCGUACCAGGAGUCCAGCAGCAAGGUGACGGCGGAUGGAGUGGUGGGCCUGACGCGGGCCUUCCUGGCAGCGGGCGCUCAGUGUGUGCUGGUGUCGCUGUGGCCGGUGCCCGUGGCCGCCUCUAAGGUGUUCGUGCACGCCUUCUACUCGGCGCUGCUCAACGGCUCCAAGGCCAGCGCCGCGCUAACCGACGCCAUGAAGACGGUGCAGAGCAGCAAGCAGUUCUCACACCCCUCCAACUGGGCAGGCUUCAUGCUGAUUGGCAGUGAUGUGAAGUUGAACAGCCCUUCGUCUCUGAUUGGCCAGGCCCUGGCUGAAAUCCUGCAGUACCCAGAGAGGGCCAGAGAUGCUCUGCGUGUGCUGCUGCACCUGGUGGAGAAGUCCCUGCAGCGCAUCCAGAAUGGCCAGAAGAACUCCAUGUACACGUCUCAGCAGAGUGUGGAGAACAAGGUGGGCGGCGUGCCGGGCUGGCAGGCCCUGCUGUCGGCCGUGGGCUUCCGCCUGGACCAGGCCGCCACCGGCAUCCCCGCCGCCGUCUUCUUUCCCACGGCUGACCCCGGAGACCGGCUCCAGCAGUGCAGCGCCACCCUGCAGUCCCUACUGGGUCUUCCACCCCCUGCACUCCAGGCCCUGUGUAAACUCAUAUCUGCCUCCGAGGCAGGGGAGCAGCUCAUCAGCCGGGCUGUUAAAAAUAUGGUGGGAAUGCUCCACCAGGUGCUGGUCCAGCUGCAGUCGGGGGAGAAGGAGCAGGACUUCUCCCUGAUGCCCAUCCAGGUGUCCAUCAGCGUCCAGCUCUGGAGGCUGCCCGGGUGCCACGAGUUUCUGGCCGCCCUGGGAUUUGACCUGUGUGAGGUGGGUCAAGAAGAGGUCAUCCUGAAAACUGGCAAACAGGCCAACCGUCGCACCAUGCACUUUGCUCUGCAAUCCCUGUUGGCACUGUUUGACUCCACAGAGCUGCCCAAGCGUCUCAGCCUGGACAGCUCCUCCUCACUGGAGUCUCUGGCCUCUGCCCAGUCUGUGUCCAACCCACUGCCCCUGGGCUACCCCACUUUGCCCUUCUCCCCUACCUGCCCCGACAGCAUGGCCUCGGACGCCAUCUCCGUCUACAGCCUCAGCUCCAUCGCCUCGUCCAUGAGCUUCGCCUCCAAGUCCGAGAGCGACUUCCUGAGCCAGCGGGGGCGCGGCGGAAUGGGCGGACACCUGUCGUCCCACAAGCACCCGCACGGGGUCGCCCGAAGCCGCUCGUCCCCCCAGGGCACGGUGGUGGCCGGCGGGGCGGGCGGUCGCGGGGAUGACGAGGAGUACGAGGGCUUCUCCAUCAUCAGCAGCGAGCCCCUGGGCAGCCACUGUGACUCCCUCCCGCUGCCCCCAGGACAUGGCCAGAGGCACCGCAUGCUACGGGGACGAGGGGCAGGGGUGGGUUCGGGAUCGGGAGCCGGACCGGGGGCAGGGUACAGUGCGUCCGUCUCUUCCAAGGGAAGCGUCAGCACCCCUACGUCCCCUCUAAAGGCCAGCCUGGUGCCCAGCCCCAACUCGCCCUUUCAGAAGGUAGCCAAGGUGAACAACUCGGACACGGGCGAGUCGGACCAGUCCAGCACCGAGACGGACAGCACCGUCAAGUCGCAGGAGGACAAGAGCGGCGGGUCGGCGCCUCUGGACCCGCAGGAGCUGGCGCAGAAGAUUCUGGAAGAGACCCAGAGUCACCUACGCGCCGUCGGGAGCCUGCAGCGGGGUGUCGCCGAGGGCAUGGCGGCCCCGGUGUCCAGCUCCACGCCGACGAAGGGCACGGCGUCCGCCACGGCCUUCCGCUCCUCGGAGACGAGCGCGUUCAGCCGCCCGAGCAGCCGCGCCAGCCUGCGUGAGCGGCCCAAGCCACCCUCGCGCUCCUCCUCGCUGCAGAAGAUCAGCUCGGGCUACAGCAGCCCAGCCAACUCGGACUCCUCGCUCAAGGAGACCGGCCACCCGUCCCCGACGCUGGACAGCCUGGCCCAGUUCAAGCUCAAGUACCCCAGCUCGCCGUACAGCGGCCACAUCUCCCGCUCGCCCAGCAACGUCUCCCCGAGCUCCGGGCACCAGUCCCCCGCCGGCAGCGCCCCUUCCCCCGCCCUCUCCUACUCCUCCACGGGCUCCACCUCCAGCCACGCCGAGGCCCCGGACCUGGACCGCCUGAGGAGGACCGUCAUCGACGAGAAGGUCCAGGCCGUCCACAACCUGAAGACCUUCUGGGCGAACGCGGCUGCCCAGCAGCAGCAUUCCGGUCCGGUGAGGGCGAUCCGGGGCAUCCCCGGCACGGGCAAGGGCACUGGCCCAGCAAGCGAGAAGGACGUGCUGGGCCUGUUGAACCUGUCGCCACGCCGCUGCUCGCCCGGUGAUGGCCAGGACAGCAUCGAGCUGUCCAAGCUCGGGAGCCAGACUCUAGACAAGAGCUCCGGCAGGCCUGCCAAUGGCCACAAUGGCACUGACACCCACAAAACUGCCCCCUCGCCGACCAUAUCCACCCGGAGCAGCCCCGGCGGUCGUCCCAUCCGACUACCCUCUAGCAACGGCUACAAGUUCCUCUCCCCCGGCAGGUUCUUCCCAUCGUCAAAAUGUUGAGACAGUUGUGUAAGAUUUGUGCUAGUUAUACCACUCAUUCAUGACUGGUUUGAAAAAGAAAACAAAACAACGAAAAGAUAUCAAAGCUGGGCACUUAAGAGGCCUUAGCUGACCCUAAUGACUUGAUUAACCACAGAAAAAGAAGAAGGCAGCCAGUGAGAGCAAUGCUCUCUAGACUGUAAACUGCCGAGGCAGUGUUGUCCUUGUGCCCCCAGUAACCACUGUAAAGAAAAACAGAAGACCCAAUACUGUGCGUGCAGGAACAUUUACUGUUUUUUUGUGGGCCAAAUCAUUACAGCUCAGACUGGUGUAAUUUCCUUUAUUUUUAUUUUAAUAUAUAAUUAUUGUUAUUAUUAUUGUUGUUGUUUGUUAUUGUUAUUAUUAAUAUUAUAAUUAUUAUGUUUUGUAAAUUAAACCAAGUGUUUCACAAUCAGUAUUAUACAUUUUGAUAUUAUUAAACAGAAAAAAAAACUGCACCAUGUGAAUAUGGUUGAAAUGGUUAAAAAAAGAUUUCAUAUUUUUUAAUUGAAAUUAAACCAUGGCAUUUGGCCUGAUCUCUUUGUGAAUUGAAUGUCCACUCCGCAGCAUGGAUCCUCUUGCUCUUUAAUGUUAAAUAAGUACCAUGUAUGGGUUUUUAGCUCACCGUCUUUUUUGGAAAGAAAGCAGACAUGGAGAACCAAGACAUAUCUUUGUCCUU